GCGCAUGCGCAGGCAUCCCGGAACCGGAAGCAGCGCCGGUCGGGUAUGGCGGCGCUGGCGGCGGCGGCGGCUGAGGCUGAGGCAGUCCCGGCGAGCCGAAGUGAGGAACCAGCUCGAGAUGAUGCUGCAGUGGAGACUGCUGAGGAAGCAAAGGAGCCUGCUGAGGCUGACAUCAAUGAGCUGUGCCGGGACAUGUUCUCCAAGAUGGCCACUUACCUGACUGGGGAACUGACUGCCACCAGUGAAGACUAUAAGCUUCUGGAAAAUAUGAAUAAACUAACCAGCUUGAAGUAUCUUGAAAUGAAAGAUAUUGCUAUAAACAUUAGUAGAAACUUAAAGGACUUAAACCAGAAGUAUGCUGGACUGCAGCCUUAUCUGGAUCAGAUCAAUUUAAUUGAGGAGCAGGUAGCGGCCCUUGAGCAGGCAGCCUACAAGUUGGAUGCAUAUUCAAAAAAACUGGAAGCCAAGUACAAGAAGCUGGAGAAGCGAUGAAAAACCUAUUCCUAUGGGACAGAGUCUUUUUUAAUGUGUCAGAACGUUUUAUAAGAUCUGAAUCCUGGGGCUGAUGGAAUUGUCAAAACUCCUCAAAAGGCAACGAUGCUGGAACAUCCCAACACGGAGUAAACUGGAGGACUAUGGCUACUCCUGAGCUUCCUUUGAGGCAGUAUCCCUCAAAGCUCACGCUUACAACUUCUUACCUUCUACUUGAGUGCUUUACCAUCCAUUCAGGACACAGAUUCGAAGUUCAGGAUAAACCUGGCCUUGCCAGUAGAAUCAAAUGAGAGGACCUAUUUUCUCUAGUAGUGGUUGAGUACUUCAUUAUUUUCAUAAAUGGCUUGUGUUUAAGUUACUGUAUAAAUGGUUGUUUUGCAAUUAAUGAUGCUAAUGUAUUAUCGACAAGAAUCUAAAUUAAAAAAGGAAAACAAAACAAACUUGUCCUUUGCAGUUUAUCACCUUGUGGAUAUCACUAAUUUACUUUUCUAUAAUAUUGCAAAUAACUGAACAUCUUUAAAUAAUUCCAGGCCAGGUCUUCUAGAUUGAGCAGAAACAGUGAAAGGAGUGUUUUGGUAGCUUGGUGUAUGUGAUGGGCCCCUCCUGUCUCUUCUGUGUGUGUGUGUCAGAUGUCUGGGGAUGCAUGAUUGACUUAUGCUCCUUUUUGGAAAUGUGUUAAAGACCAAGAUGUGUAUGUGUUGGAUGAGGAGGUGGGGGCUGCCGCUCAUAAAAUCAAGCAUUUUAUGAAACAUCUUUUUAUUUGUGUCUGAGGGGCCAGGGGGUCCUGGGAAUCCAGAUGUCUUCCUUUCAGACUAAAGACAUCAAUGAUUGGGGGAUACUGAAUGACCAGUCUGGUUUGGAAGACAGGCAGCCUUACCCAGAGUUGGGUGUUAGCAGCUAGGAAGGUGCUUGCGGUUCCCAAUUCUACCUCCAAAAGAGUUUUUAAUUUUUUCUGUCUGUUGCCACUAUCUCUCUUCCAGACCACCAUCAUUUAUCCUCUGCGCCUCUGGACUGUAGCUGUGGUUUCUCUUCUCAAUUAUCUCUCCAAUCCACCCUCUACGCUGCUGCCAGGGCACUCUUUCUAAAACGUAAACUGGCCACAUUAUUCCUCCUGCUUGGAAUCCUUUACUGUCAGUUGUCUGUCAGUUUGUCAUACUGUGGUGGCUUGCAUGGUGCUGUGAUGCUGGAAGCUAUGCCACUGGUAUUCCAAAUACCAGCAAGGUCACCUAUGGGGGACAGGUUUCAGCAGAGCUUCCAGACUAAGACUGGGAAGAAGGACCUGGCUGUCUACUUCUGAAAAAGUUGGCCAGUGAAAACCUUAUGGGCAGCAGCAAAAUAUUGUCUGAAAUAGUGCCGGAAGAUGAGCACCUCAGGUAAGAAGGCACUCAAAAUACGACUGCGGAAGAGCUGCCUCCUCAAGGUAGAGUCGACCAUAAUGAUGAGGAUGGAGUAAAGGUUUUGGGACCUUCAUUUGCUGAUGUGGCACGACUUAAAAUGAGAAGAAACAGCUGCAAACAUUCAUUAAUAAUCGAAACAUGGAACGUCCUAAAUAUAAAUCAAAAUUGGAAGUAGUCAAAAAUGAAAUGAAACAAUUCGAGACCUAUAUCUUGGGCAUUAGUGAGCUGAAGUGGACAGGUCUUGACCAUUUUGGAUCAGACCAUCGUAUGGAAGGAAUACACAGAGUCACUGUACCAAAAAUAAUUGGUUGAUGUUCAGCCAUUUCAGGAGGUAGCAUAUGAUCAAGAACUGAUGGUACUGAAGGAAGAACUCCACACUGCACUGAAGGCAUCGGUGAAAAACAAGGCUGUAGGAAUUGACGGAUUACCAGUUGAGAUAUUUCGACAAAUGGAUGUAGCACUGUAAGCGCUCAUUCAUCUGUGCCAAGAAAUUUUGAAGACAGCUGCCUGGCCAACCAAUUGGAAGAGAUUCAUAUUUGUGCCCAUUCCAAAGAAAAGAGAUCCAACAGAACACUGAAAUUAUCAAACAAUAUCAUUAAUAACACACGCAAGUAAAAUUUUGCUGAAGAUCAUUCAAAAAUGGUUGCAGCAGUAUAUUGACAGGGAACUGCCAGAAAUUCAAGCCAGAUUAGAAGAGGACAUGGAAUGAGGUGUAUCAUUGUUGAUGUCAGAUAUAACUUGGCUGAAAGCAGAGAAUAACAGAGAGAUGUUUACCUUGUCCUUUAGUGACUAUGCAAAGGGAUUUGACUGUGUGGAUCAUAACAAAUUAUGGAUAACAUUUUGAAGAAUGGGGAUUCCAGAACACUUAAUUGUGCUCAUGCAGAAUCUGUACAUAGACAAAGAGACAGUUGUUCAAACAGAACAAUGGGAUACUGCAUGGUUUAAAAUCAGGAAAGGUGUGCAUCACAGUUGUAUCAUUUCACCAUACUUAUUCAAUCUGUGUGUUGAACAAAUAUUCCAAGAAGCUGGACUGUAUGAAGAACACGGUGUUAGGAUUGGAGGAAGACUUAACAGCCUGCGAUAUGCAAAUAACAUAACCUUGCUUGCUGAAAGUGAAGAGGGCUUGAAGUACUUACUGAUGAAGAUGAAAGACUACAGCCUUCAGUAUGGAUUACACCUCAACUUAGAACAAAAAUCCUCACAACUGGACCAAUAACAUGAUAAACAGAGAAAAGAUUGAAGUUGUCAAGGACUUCAGUUUACUUGGAUCCACAAUCAAUGCUUAUGGAAGCAGCAGUCAAGAAAUCAAACAACGUAUUGCAUUGGGCAAAUCUGCUGCAAAAGACCCCUUUAAAGUGUUAAAAAGCAAAGAUAUCACUUUGAGGACUAAGGUGUGCCUGACCCAAGCCAUGGUAUUUUCAAUUGCAUCAUAUGCAUGUGAAAGCUGGACAAUGAAUAAGGAAGACCAAAGAGUUGAUGUCUUUGAAUUAUGAGGUUGGCGAAGAAUAUUGAAUAUAUCGUGGACUGCCAAAAGAAGGAACAAAUCUGUCUUGGAAGAAAUACAGCCAGAAUGCUCUUUAGAAGUGAGGAUGGUGAGACUUUGUCUCAUGUACUUUGGACAUGUUAUCAGGAGGGAUCAG
Molecule: messenger RNA, 3529 nt
Organism: Loxodonta africana (African savanna elephant)
Lineage: Eukaryota; Metazoa; Chordata; Mammalia; Proboscidea; Elephantidae
Gene: BLOC1S2
Product: biogenesis of lysosomal organelles complex 1 subunit 2
Exons: 5
Coding region: 46-492 (148 amino acids)
Biological process (GO): lysosome localization; endosomal transport
Cellular component (GO): gamma-tubulin complex; BLOC-1 complex; BORC complex
Molecular function (GO): gamma-tubulin binding
Source: RefSeq, a predicted model, not a curated record